This is a messenger RNA of Penicillium daleae, 963 nucleotides long. RefSeq lists its product as uncharacterized. Bases 1 to 963 code for a protein of 320 amino acids. Lineage: Eukaryota; Fungi; Ascomycota; Eurotiomycetes; Eurotiales; Aspergillaceae. The record is from RefSeq and is a predicted model, not a curated record. The transcript has 6 exons.
AUGGCCGACUCUGGUGAUGUGAGCUACCCUAACACGGGCAGCCCCGUUGUCGAUAGCCUCAAGGCAGAGGCUUCCAAGACCUCCGACGAGUUCCGCGACCUGAAGAACGCCCGAGUUACCCCUUCCACCACAACUACCAAUGGCCAGCCAUUGACCCACUACCACUCGCUGUUGUACAGCCUAUUGAGCUGGGAACAACCUCGUGCGACCGCUGUGUCCUAUGCCACCGUGAUCGGUUUCAUCUUUGCCGCCCGUUAUCUGCCUCUUCUCCGUUGGGCCUUCAAGUUCCUGUAUAUGUCGCUGGGCUUGACCGCUGCCGUUGAGAUCGCCGGUCAAGUCAUCCUCAAGCAAGGCAUUGCCAGCUCUUUCCGCCCUCGCCGCUACUACACCAUUCCCAAGGAGACCCAUGAGGCUAUCCUGGAGGACCUUUCCCAGCUGUUGGACUUCUUCCUGAUCGAGUUCCAGCGCAUUCUGUUCGCCGAGAAUGUCGUCCACACUAUUGCCGCUUUCACUGCUGCUUUCUCCGGCUACUGGCUCGUCCGAUUCGUUCCCCUCUGGGGUCUGGCCGUUAUCUCCGUGACUGUGGCCUACCUCGGACCUCUUGUGUACAUCAGCAACCGCGAAAUCAUUGACGAGCAGAUUGCCAACCUUCAGGAGAUCAUCAGUUCCCAGACCAACCAGCUGAAGGACCUUGCUGGCGAGCGUACCUCCCACGCCACUGGUGUCAUGAAGCAAUACGUGGGCGAGUACAGCCACAAGGCCCAGGAGUACAUUGGCCGCCGCUCUGCGUCCCCCGAGACGGCCAAGGUCCCCACCCCCGUGAAGAUCGAGCCCGUCGCUGAGCCCACGAUCAAGACCGAGGACUUCCCCGAAGCCCCCAAGAUCGAGCCCAUUGCCCAGUUGGUAGAGACCGCUGAGCCGGCCCCUGCCGCCGUGGAGAAGGAGCCCCUUCUGGCUCUGUAA